Molecule: messenger RNA, 2051 nt
Organism: Zea mays
Lineage: Eukaryota; Viridiplantae; Streptophyta; Magnoliopsida; Poales; Poaceae
Product: benzyl alcohol O-benzoyltransferase
Exons: 2
Coding region: 469-1848 (459 amino acids)
Source: RefSeq, marked validated
ACUCAAUGGAUAAUAUUAUUUUGAUCAUCCCUCUCCGUGACCUUGCAAGCGCUAUCAACCCAUUGCAAGCGCUAUCAACCCAUCCACUCACGCUGUCAACCGCCAUCGUCGAACUCUCUCUUACUCAGAAUUCUACCAUAAGCACGAGCUAUAUGUUAGUAGUAUAAUAACUGUACAUGUUUCCACCACCUCCAGGAGGUCAUGACGCUAGCGCGCUGCGUAUUACCCAGUCCCCACUGCCCAGUUCGCUCACACUCUGAUCGCACAACUUUGAACAGCUAAAUCAAAACCGGACGAGCCUCAUUAUAUAAUCCUACACACCAAGCCCAGCAACGUGCCUGCUCCCUCUCGGCACACCAAACCAAACCCAGUAGCGCUGCUCCCAGCAGCAGCAGGCACGAACAACCGCCCUUGCCACCUCACCUCCAGAACCAGUGAGUCACUGUACGUUACCGGAGCAAGCAAAGAAUGGCGUCGUCGCUCAAGUUCACGGUGCGGAGGGGGCCGGCGGUGCUGGUAGCUCCGGCGUCCGCGACGCCACGGGAGCUUAAGCGACUCUCGGACAUCGACGACCAGGACGGGCUGCGGCUCCACGUCCCCAUCAUCCAGUUCUACCGCCAGAACGCGCUCAUGGGAGGGCGGGAACCUGCGCCGGUGAUCCGGGACGCCAUAGCCAGGGCGCUCGUGCCCUACUACCCUUUCGCCGGGCGGCUCAGGGAGCUAGAAGGUCGCAAGCUCGCCGUGGAUUGUACCGGCGAGGGUGUGCUGUUCAUCGAGGCUGAGGCUGACGUCCGGCUCGAUCACUUCGGGGACGAGCUGCAACCGCCGUUCCCAUGCCUCGAGGAGCUCAUCUUUGACGUCCCCGGCUCGUCCGAGGUCCUGGGCUCGCCGCUCCUCCUCUUCCAGGUGACGCGCCUGGCGUGCGGGGGCUUCAUCCUGGGGGUGCGGCUGCACCACACGAUGGCCGACGCGCAAGGACUCGUGCAGUUCCUGGGCGCCGUGGCGGAGCUGGCGCGGGGCGCGGCGGGGCCGACAGUCCGGCCGGUGUGGGGGAGGGAGCUGCUGGAGGCGCGCGACCCGCCGCGGCCGGCCUUUGCGCACCGCGAGUACGACGAGGUGCCGGACACCAAGGGCAGCAUCAUCCCGCUCGACGACAUGGUGCACCGCUCCUUCUUCUUCGGGCGCCACGAGGUGGCGGCCAUCCGCGCCAACCUCCCGCCGGACCUCCGGUCCCGCGCCUCUAAGUUCGACCUCCUCACGGGGCUCCUAUGGAAGUGCCGCACCGCAGCGCUCGCCCUGGACGCCGACGAGGUGAUGCGGAUGAUCUGCGUCGUGACCGCCCACGGCGGCAAAUCCGGCGUCGCCAUCCCCAAGGGCUACUAUGGCAACGCCUUUGCGUUGCCAGCCGCCGUCGCGACGGCAGGUGAUCUCGUCGCCAAGCCGCUCGGGUACGCCGUAGAGCUGGUGAAGCGGGCCAAGGGCGAGGUGAACGUGGAGUACAUGCGGUCGGUGGCCGACCUGAUGGUGCUGCGCGGGCGGCCGCACUUCACGGUGGUGCGCGCGUACCUGGCAUCGGACCUAACCAAGGCUGGGUUCAGCAACCUGGACUUCGGCUGGGGCAAUCCGGUGUACGGAGGACCCGCCAAUGUCGGCGUGGGCACCAGCCCCGGGAUGGCCACCUUCCUCGUCCCGUGCAAGAACGCCAAGGGCGAGGACGGCAUCAUCGUGCCCAUGUGCCUGCCCGGCCCCGCCAUGGAGACGUUCGUGAAGGAGAUGGGCACGCUCGUGAGCCUGCCCGCGGAGCAGAAGCAGGACCCGAUGCUCCCCGUCAACAGGUCCGCGCUCUGAGCUGAGAUGAGCUGACAUCACCUGAGUGUGGUGAUCUAUGUUGGAAAAUAAACACGUCAUGUGUGUGAUGUACGUGAGUUCGUAGCGCGUAGAGUGUUUUAGUCCAGCUCGUGUAUGUACAUGUGUGUCAUGCGGAUCAUGGCAAGAAGGCAAGACGUGGAGGCGUGCUCCUGGCAGUCUGUGGCCUAUAUGUAGCCCCUAUG